This is a messenger RNA of Culicoides brevitarsis, 2155 nucleotides long. RefSeq names its product sorting nexin-6 (gene Snx6). Bases 205 to 1740 code for a protein of 511 amino acids. Lineage: Eukaryota; Metazoa; Arthropoda; Insecta; Diptera; Ceratopogonidae. The transcript has 6 exons. Gene Ontology annotation, biological process: phagosome-lysosome fusion involved in apoptotic cell clearance. The record is from RefSeq and is a predicted model, not a curated record. Gene Ontology annotation, molecular function: phosphatidylinositol binding.
AUUGAAGCAAAUCAGACAAGAUUAGUGACGAUCAUCGCUUGAUCUCUUUAUUUACAACUUUACGAGAUAAAAACUGCACUAAAUUCAUAAAUCUUUAGCUUAGUUGUUAGUUCGUAAGUAAACAGCUGCCUCAAAACUCGCCAAAAGUGAUCAAAAAGACUGAAAUUCAUACUCAACGAAGCAUCUUCCGCGAAAAAAAUUGCCAUGAGUGGCCUUGUGCGAAAAUUAACCAUCAAAAAUCUCAUCAACAAGGAGGAAAAUGACUGUACUGUCGGAAAUUUGCUGGAAACUGAUCGCCCCUUUGCCGAAGAUAUGUUCGAGAAAGUCGAUAUCAACAAAUAUUUCAACGUUUCUGUAGAGGAAGAGGCAUCGAACGGUACUCAAAUGGAUGGAGCUGAUAGUGAAAGUCCCACGAAUCACGCUGAGCUGCCAGAGACGCAAAAUGACGAAAAUUCGGCGUCACAACCCGCUCCAGAGGCAAAUAACGAGUCAACUGAGGGUCAGAAGGGGACUUCGAAGAAUUCGGACAACAUGAAUACCGUCGAAAUCACGACAACGCCAACAACGGAAGUGGUGACGGCGGAAAAUUGUCUCCUCGUUGACAUUUCCGAUGCGUUAUCGGAGAAAGAUCGCGUCAAAUUUACCGUCCAUACGAGAACAACGCUGCCCGGUUAUGCGAAAACUGACUUUUUAGUGGUGCGACAACACGAGGAAUUUGUCUGGCUGCACGAUCGUUUCGAGGAAAACGAGGAAUAUGCAGGUUACAUCAUUCCGCCGUGUCCGCCAAGACCGGAUUUUGAUGCGUCACGCGAAAAAUUGCAACGCCUGGGCGAAGGAGAAGGCAAUAUGACGAAGGAAGAGUUCAAAAAGAUGAAACAAGAGCUGGAAGCGGAAUAUUUGGCGACUUUUAAGAAAACUGUUGCGAUGCACGAAGUUUUUCUCACGCGUUUAGCGAGUCAUCCCGUGUUCCGUUUGGAUUCGCAUCUGAAAGUUUUCCUCGAAUACGAUCAGGAUUUGUGUGCAAAGCCAAAGAAGAAGCUCGAUCUCUUCGGAGGCUUCGUACGGAGUUUCAGCAAAGCCACGGAUGAGGUUUAUCUGGGGGCGACAGUGCGCGAUGUUAAUGACUUCUUCGAGACGGAACUGCAAUUUUUGGGCGAGUAUAAUGGGCAUUUGAAAGAAGCAGCGGGACGCACGGAAAAAAUGACGAAGAAACAUAAGGAAGUCGCUGAUUGCCAUCUGAAAAUCUCACAAUGCCUUGUUCAAUUGUCGACGCACGAGAGGGGCAGCUUGGAAAAGUAUCUCGCGAAAACGGCGGAGAUUUUUGAGAAAAUUCGGAACAUGGAAUGUCGCGUUGCGAGCGAUCAAGACCUCAAACUGGGCGACACUUUGCGGUACUAUCAACACGACAGUCACGCAGCUAAGGCAUUGCUAAUCCGCCGAUUGCGAUGUUUGGCAGCUUACGAGGCAGCAAAUCGAAAUCUUGAAAAGGCGCGUGCUAAAAACAAAGACGUUCAUGCGCCAUUGGAAGUUCAAGAGGCGGAAGCUGCUCAAACAUUAGCUUGCGAGAAAUUUGAAUCGAUGUCAUCGCGAGGGAAACACGAGUUAGUUAGCUUCAAAACUAGACGAGUUGGUGCUUUUAAGAAAUCCUUGGUUGAACUUGCCGAAUUGGAGGUGAAACACGCAAAAGCCCAAUACGACUUCCUGCGGAAUUCAUUGAUCGCAUUGAAGGAACUUCAGUAAUGGCAACAUCACAAUUUUUCAAUUUCUGUGCUAAAAUUUCUUCAGGUAGGAGAGAACCAAAAAAAAGAGUCUCUCUAUAAAUAAUUUGAAAUUCCUCAAUAUUAUUGUUAAGUUUAAAGUUUGCAUUUUUUUUUUUGUUUUUUUGAAAAAAAAGCACCAGUUAAUUCAAAGCAGCUUGCUUUUAUUUAAAAAAAAUAAAAAUAAUUUAAAAUAUUUUUUUUUUGUAAAGAGAAAAAGUCUCUUAAAAUAUUCCAAAACGAAACAUUCUCAUUUUUCGAUAAUUUUUUUUUUUUUUUGUUAAAAAUUUAAUUUAAUCGACAUUUUUUUUUGAUAAUGAAGAAAAAAGACCUGAAAAUGACUUCUGUACUAAUAAAUUUAAAAAAUUUAAUCUAAAAAAUAUCUUGAACAAACAAUA